GUGUGUGUGUGUGAGUGUUAAUGUGCAUGUGCGUGUCUCGUAAGCGGCAAGAAAACUUUUCAACUUCCGGCCAAGUGACUUCGAUUUAAUUUCUUCAGCUUUUUUAUGGUCAAGGCAUUUAAUUAAUUUUACUAUGGCAAUUUGAGCGUCUUGCUGUCUGCAUUGAACUCUGACCCCAGCGGUUAACUGCUGAUACGCCUGUUUGCAAGAUAAAAGGGUCGCAAGACCCGUUAAGGACAAGUUGAGGAAACAUGAUUGAAAUGUAAUUGACAUACGGCUUUGAUGCACUAGAAUUUACGCACUGUGAUAGACGAGUAUACGAGCAGAAUUCUUGGAGUCUGCACAACACAAUUUUGCAAUUCAAUUCAAUUGAAUUUUAAUUAAGAUUCCUCAGUUAACAAUUCUGGCUGGCGAGCCCAAACACAAGCAGACAAGCCGACAAACUGUCGACGCUAUCGAUACGCAACUUCUCGGCAAGCAUGCUGAACAAUCUUGGGGCCAAUGUGCUGGGCCCCAAGGAUUGUGAUCUACCCAAGGCGGCAAUCACAGCACUGCACGCGGGCGUCAAUAGUUUUGGCCAACUGACCGGCGCCCCAAACAUUGCGGAUCUUGGGGGCGGUGGUGCUGGACCGGGUGGUGGUGGUGGUGCCAGCGUUGGUGGCGUUGCCCGGCUGCAUGUCACUGGAGGACUGUGCGACAAUAGCAAUGUGCUAAACGGUGGUAGCAAUCACAGCAACAACAACAAUAAUAACAACGGGAGCAACAAUAACAACAACAACAACAACAGCAUGCAGCAACAGGAUCAGCACCUGGACAAAAACAAGCAGAAAAGACACCGGACACGCUUCACGCCUGCGCAGCUGAACGAACUGGAGCGUUGCUUCUCCAAGACCCACUAUCCGGACAUCUUUAUGCGAGAGGAGAUUGCUAUGCGCAUCGGCCUAACCGAGUCACGUGUCCAGGUCUGGUUUCAGAACCGUCGCGCCAAGUGGAAGAAGCGCAAGAAGACCACAAAUGUAUUCCGCACACCAGGCGCUCUGUUGCCGUCGCAUGGUCUGCCACCGUUUGGGGCAAACAUCACGAACAUUGCAAUGGGAGAUGGGCUGUGCGGCACGGGAAUGUUUGGCGGUGAUCGCUGGAGCGUUGGUGUCAAUCCGAUGACGGCAGGCUUUGGCCAGCUGAAUCAAUCGUCACCGCUUUCGUCCACGCUGAAUAGCGGCCUCAAUUCGGGCAUUAACAUGGGCUCCGCCCUGGGUGCCGGCACCUAUCAGCACUAUGGCCUCAAUGCUUUGGGCGACUCGAUGAUGUAUCAGCACAGCGUGGGCGGGGGGGUAGGCUGCGGACCGGGCGGCUCCCCGAGCGCCUCCACACCGCCCAACAUGAACAGCUGCUCAUCGGUGACGCCGCCGCCGCUCUCCGCGCAGCCGAAUGUCCCCCAGAACGAGCUCAACGGCGAGCCGAUGCCACACCACCAACAACAACAGCAGCAACAACAGCAGCAGACACACCAACCGCAGCAGCAACAGGCACACCAACAGCAACAGCAGCAGCAGUCGCUAACACACCAGCAACAGUCAGCGACACCAACACAGCAACAGCAGCAACAACAACAGCAACAGCAGCAGCAACAUCAACAACAGCAGCAACAGCAACAGCAAGAUAGCAACAAUUUGCUGCCGCACUGUCAUCAGGCGAUGCAGUCGCCAGAUGGCGCUACCGAUGAGGACGUAUGGCGAGGACAUAGCAUUGCAGCGCUGCGGCGGCGAGCUUCCGAACUAAAUGCGACAGCAAUUCCAUCGUAUUUGCAUCACGCCGCCGCCGCCCACAAUAACUACGAGCAUCACAAUUCGGUCUACUGAAAUUUGUUGAAAAGCUUUGAAAGCUUUUCGGAUUACGGUUUUUCCAAUAGCGGCACUCACGAGUAUUGAAUAAACUGAACACAGUUUGACAGCCACCCGCUCGGGCCAACCGAGCUUUAGAUUAAGCUAACCAAAUUUUAAUUUUACAUUUAAAGAAUUAAACAAUUUAUGAGUUUGACAUCAGUCCAGUUCAGUUUUUUGUGUUGUCUUAUUAUUUGCAACUUGUCCAUGAAACGAUAGCAUCGUAGCAUAUUUAAAACUAAAAAGACUAUAAUGAAUGUAAACCAUGUAUACGAGAGGAAAACGUGAACUAUUUUUAGUGGCAUUAACUAGCAGAUUUAACGGCAUAUAAAUAUAUACACAGCCCCAUAAAUGUACGAGUAUUGAAAAUAAGCGUAAAUCAUUUAAAUUUAACAAAAGUCCAGUCACAA
This is a messenger RNA of Drosophila grimshawi, 2290 nucleotides long. It is a transcript of the gene otp, whose product is annotated as homeobox protein orthopedia. NCBI's taxonomy places the organism in Eukaryota, Metazoa, Arthropoda, Insecta, Diptera, Drosophilidae. The transcript has 8 exons. Gene Ontology annotation, molecular function: DNA binding; DNA-binding transcription factor activity, RNA polymerase II-specific. The coding region runs from base 480 to 1859 and encodes 459 amino acids. The record is from RefSeq and is a predicted model, not a curated record. Gene Ontology annotation, biological process: regulation of DNA-templated transcription; neuron differentiation.